GAACAGGUAAGCCGUCGUUUGACCGAAUUGGCUGCAGUCCGAUUUCCAACAGUCUUAGGGGCAAACGACUCCCUGUUGGGAUGCAAAACGACGCUUCGUUAUCGCAUACGUCAUAAAACGCCAUCUUACGACCAAAUAUUAGUAAAGAAAACCCAAACCAGCGCUUUCAACUAUCCACAUCAAUUACACCACCAGGAUGCACCAUCUUUUAAUUCAUCAUAUCAAGCUGCAGACAAAGUUGACAAUAAAACCGAACGUGCGAAUACAACUGGAGUUCAACAAGACUCACUUUCGAACAUCAUCUGGGGUGGUUUGGAUUUCCUUACUUCGUGGUUCCCCCACUGGCGCUUGGGAGUCCAAAAUGACUCGGCAACAAAGCGAUCGCCAGUGAUGUGCGCGUUCUGCGGCAAAGUAUCCACUGCGCAGACUUUCUAUCAUCUUUUGAAUGGCUCUAUGACCGACUUCCAAACGGUGCUCGAAUCAACAACUUUGAGUGAAUUGCUGAAACUCUUUGCUGUUAAACUGUCGUACAUUUUCCAGGAACAAAAAUUCAGGAGCCCCACACAUGCUCAACCACUACCUACCAAAGUAAGCCUAAUUUUCAAUUACGAAACCCCUGCUGAGGCUGCAGGA
Molecule: messenger RNA, 633 nt
Organism: Opisthorchis viverrini
Lineage: Eukaryota; Metazoa; Platyhelminthes; Trematoda; Opisthorchiida; Opisthorchiidae
Exons: 4
Source: RefSeq, a predicted model, not a curated record